Debaryomyces hansenii CBS767 is the source of this 1113-nucleotide messenger RNA. It is a transcript of the gene CPR6, whose product is annotated as peptidylprolyl isomerase. Gene Ontology annotation, cellular component: intracellular membrane-bounded organelle. Lineage: Eukaryota; Fungi; Ascomycota; Pichiomycetes; Serinales; Debaryomycetaceae. The record is from RefSeq and is a predicted model, not a curated record. The transcript has a single exon. The coding region runs from base 1 to 1113 and encodes 370 amino acids. Gene Ontology annotation, biological process: protein peptidyl-prolyl isomerization; protein folding. Gene Ontology annotation, molecular function: protein binding; peptidyl-prolyl cis-trans isomerase activity.
AUGAGUGACAAAUUGAAUCGCCCCAAGGUAUUUUUUGAUAUUUCCGCUGACGGAAAGCCCAAAGGACGUGUUGUAUUUGAAUUAUAUAACGAUGUAGUUCCAAAGACGGCUGAGAAUUUCAGAGCAUUAUGUACUGGAGAAAAGGGAGCAUCAGAGAGCUCAGGGAAACAACUCCAUUAUAAAGGAUCUAUUUUCCACCGUAUUAUUAAAGAUUUUAUGUGCCAAGGUGGUGAUUUCACCCACGGAUCAGGAAUUGGGGGUGAAUCAAUCUACGGAGAGAAAUUUGAAGAUGAGAACUUCCAAUUGACCCAUGACAAGCCAUUCUUGUUAUCUAUGGCCAAUGCGGGCGCAAAUACAAACGGGUCUCAAUUUUUCAUUACAACCGUGCCAACUCCUCAUUUGAACGGUAAGCAUGUGGUAUUUGGUGAAGUGAUUCAAGGAAAGUCUAUUGUGCGUCAGCUUGAAAGAUGCGACAAGGGCGAAAACGAUAAGCCUGUCGAAGAUUGGAUAAUCUCUGACUGUGGUGAAUUGCCAUCCGACUAUGUGCCAGUUCCGACAAGUGUUGAUGACGGCACUGGUGACAUCUACGAAGAAGUUAUGGCAGAUGAUGACAAUAUUAAUGUCAACGACCCAGAAUCCGUUUUUAAGGCCGUUACCACUUUGAAGGACAUUGGUACCAAACAAUUGAAGGACGGAAAUGUCGCAGCUGCAUACGAGAAGUACAACAAGGCUUCGGGCUUUUUGAACGAUUACUUCCCUGAAGACUUGUCCGAAGAAAACUUGUCUAAAUUGCACGCCUUAAAGUUGUCAUGUUACUUGAAUGCUGCUUUGGUCGCUUUAAAAUUGAAGGACGGCAAGAAAACUAUCAACGCCGCAUCGAACGCCUUAGAAGUUGAAGCCAUUGACGAUAAAUCCAAAACUAAGGCCUUGUACCGUAAGGGUAUGGGCUAUUUACUUGCGAAGGACGAAGAAUCGGCACAAAAAUCUUUAGAGGAAGCCUUACAAUUAUCUCCUGAAGAUGGCGCUAUCAUAAAGGGUUUACAAGACGUUAAGACCACCAUUAAGGCUCGUCGUGAUAAACAAAAGAAAGCUAUGUCCAAGUUCUUCUCUUAA